CACUCUAGUAUGCGCGCAGUCUGUGGACGUACUUCACCGCGAUCGUACGUGAGAUCGAGCUGUGUUCGCUGCGUCGUCGGGUCGUCGUGAUUCUCGCAGAGCGAAAUAUUACAGUGCGUGAGAUACACCCGACGAGAGAUUCUCGGAGAGCGAGACAGAGUCUCGCAGGCGAGUGUGCGUGCAGGAUAUUAUCUCCCGAUCGGGGGAGGAGUGUGUAAGUGCGUGGAGGGAUCGCGAUAUCAGUGUGCGGUCGCGCGUUACAUAUAGAGGUGGUGAAGUUAGCCGCGGACGUGUGGCGACGAUCAUCGACGGUGGCGGUGGCGGCGACGUCGUCGUUUUGACAGUCUGUCGUGGCACGGGCGGGCGCACCUGGGUCGCAUCCCGUUGCCGGCGAGCCGUCGUUUCGUCCCGUAUCCAUCGUGCUUGCAUGCCACGCUCGGACGCGAGAAUUGGAGCUCCCUGCUGGCGUUUCGCGGGGCUUGUCGAGGUAGGCCACUUCGCCGAUACCGUGCACGUUCCUAGAUUGGCGAUGAAAAUUGAAACGUCCCAGGACCUGACGUAGAUAGCAGGUGGGUGCGUGAAAAUCGCCGGAGCGGCCGCCAUGAGAAAAUUCGCGCCGUAGUUAAGCGAUGUUAGUGACUGCCUCCCCGAUGGACAAUCCUUCGAACACAUUGUCGGUGCUCGAGGAGGAGGCGGCGAACAUCGACGACGCGUUCCCGCCACACGUCGAUACCAGCAACAUUGUCAUACAACCGGAGUCGCCUACCAACAAGAAGCAAGUCUUGAAGACCUUUGCCGACGUAAACGCGCUGCUACAAGCCAACAGAAAGCGGGAAGCAAAGCUGAUCAUACGGGAAAACGGCUGGCCGCUCAACAACGGUAUCAGGGCGCAACUCUGGCCGGCGCUCUGCAAUCAACAUUCACAUGGCAAGAACAUGCUUGACGGAUUCUACUGGGACAUGGUGAAUCAAGUCUUUGGAACAACAGAAUUACCAGAAAAGUCAAUCAUGCUACCACCGUUCGUCGAUAGUACACAUUGUUUAUCUUACAAUUUAACGAUAAAGGGCAGAAACGUUGCGGACAGAAUCGUAUCAGUCUUAGGAUACGCUUGUCCUGACAUCACGUACAGCCCAUCCCUUUAUCCAUUAACUGCACUUCUCUUGCAUUUCGUGCCAGAGGAGGAAUGUUAUCACUGUAUGGCCACUUUGGUAGCAGCCAAAGAGAAAAUGUUCAUCACGCAAACUAAACUCCUUUACGAAGUCACGUGGAAAACGGUAGAACAGAUUACUAAAAAACACGUUAAAUCAGCUGCUGUACAUUUAACGAGGCAUUGUUCCGGCUCAAGAGCGGAAAGAAUCUACAUGGAUUGGAUCUGGUGGAUUCUUCAACUUCUUCCAUUUCAACAUCUAGUCAGGGUUAUGGACUGUUUUCUUCAUGAAGGCAUUAAGGUCUUCUAUCGGGUUGCUAUGGCUAUAGUUUUAUUAUUCUAUAAGCACUCUUCACCGCAGAGUUCAGAAUGGAUGAAUGAGAUUUCGAGGAAUGGUAUAGACGCUGCUCUAUCUAAGUUUUGUAGACAAAUACCAGUGACGCCUGCCAAGUUUUUGCGCACCGCCUUUGGGAUUCGCGGACUCAGCUCAGCAUACAUAUCACGGGUCUUUCUACGCACGGAAAUGGCUCUCAAAAGUAAGAGUGUCCUGACGGGAUCCCGAUCUUUGGCCAGAUCGCGCUCGACAGACAAUCUGCCUACCAGUCAAUCCCAAGUCAACAUUCAGAUGAUGUCACACACACUCACAAUACGAGAAAAAGAAUGUGAAGACACGUACAAAGACAGGGGUGCGCACAGUCCUGGACCACGCGCCCUGUCAAUGGGUGUUUACCCCAUACAAAGUAUAUGCUCCCAGAUCCUAGAUUUGCCUGAUUUAUUUACCUUAUGGUCGUGGCUACCGCUGAGAAUCACGAUGUACCAGCCUAUUUUGUUGUACACGACCGAGGAACAUGGAUGCUCCUUAACGACGUUCUAUGUGCGAGUUGAGCAACACGAGCCCACCCUCCUUAUGAUAAAAACCUGUAACAACGAGGUAUUUGGAGCUUACUGUUCCACAAGAUGGUGCGAGCGUAAUUUGAAGGAUGAUAAAGGACAAAGACAAGCGUACUUUGGUACUGGCGAAACAUUCCUGUUCAGUUUGUAUCCUGAGCGAGCCAAGUAUCCUUGGGUAGGCAUGGAUUCAUCACACAACGACUCCAGAGUACAUCACUCGGCCGAACUAUUUAUGGCCGCAGAUUCGAAAAUGAUAACUAUCGGUGGCGGAGAUGGUCAGGCGAUCUGGAUGGAUGAAAACAUAAGAUUCGGCAAGACAGAUCGAUGUUCAACCUUCAACAAUCCACCUCUCUGUGCCAGUGGUGACUUCGAGAUCAGAGUGUUGGAAGUGUAUGGUUUUGCGGGUGCCUAAAGAGGGGGAACAAACAGCGGUGUAUUAGUUUGUUUAUUCCCUACUGCCAUUUAACGACUCUCUUUCUACAUAUGCAUACUAAACGUACUGUGUUAUGUGUCAUAAAUGUGUCUCUGCGUAUCGCCCUCUCUAGGAAACCAGCAUGCAAACUACGCACAAUGUAGAAUUUAUUCCAAUGCAGAAGGACAAAAGUAUAUAUUUGGUUGUAUAUAGACAUAUACACACAAUCUGCAUUUUCUUUCUUUUUUUUUUCAUUUUCAUUUUCAGAUUAUUAGAUAGUACAAGUACAUUAAUUUGAUAUUAAAAUUUGAAAAGAAUAUUAGUACAUGUGUAUAUAUUUAUACAGAAAAUUUAAGUACAGAAAGAAAGAUGAAAGUAUAAACAAUUUUAUAUAUA
Messenger RNA from Nylanderia fulva, 2846 nucleotides. RefSeq names its product GTPase-activating protein skywalker (gene sky). The record is from RefSeq and is a predicted model, not a curated record. NCBI's taxonomy places the organism in Eukaryota, Metazoa, Arthropoda, Insecta, Hymenoptera, Formicidae.